AGGUAGGAUGGCAGUGUUGCUGAGUUGGGGUGAGAACCUGAGCGCCUGGUUCUGGAAUCCGGAGGUCUGGCUCAUCAGGGGCUACACGUGGGACUCCCUCGCCCAGGCUGAGCAUUUUCAGUACCCCGUCUUCAGCGACCUGUGGACAUACCCUUUUGCCAUAGCCGCUGUCCUCCUUGUCCUCCGGUACUUCGUCCUCAACCCCUUCGUGUUCACCCCGACGGCCCUCGCUCUGGGCGUCUCCAACAACCAGCAGCGGCCGCCGCCUCCAAACCGAGUCCUUGAGGCAGUGUUCCGACGCCACAGGAAUCGCGCUCCGGCGGAGGUCAUAUCCAAGGCCGCGCGAGAGAGCGGCUUCGGCGAGCGCAAGGUCGAGAGGUGGCUGAGGCAGCGCGUCGUGUCUGCGAGGUCUACAGAUGUGGAGAAGUUUAACGACUGCGCAUGGCAGGCGCUGUACUACAGCCUGUACUGCGUGAUGGGGUUUGUGGUGCUUUGGGACAAGGCGUGGCUGUGGGACAUCAAGCACUGCUGGUACGACUACCCCGAGCAGAGCGUGGACAACGACAUUUGGUGGUACUACAUGACGGCACUCGGCUUCUACUGGUGCAUGACGCUCACGCACUUCAUCCAGCACCAAAGGAAGGACUCGCUGCAGAUGUUCAUCCACCACGUCCUCACCAUCAUGCUCAUCGUAUUCUCGUGGACGGUCAACUUCGUGCGUCUCGGCUCGCUCGUGCUGAUCGUCCACGAGUGCGCCGACAUCCCCAUGUUGCUCGCCAAGAUGAGCAAGCUGUUCGGGCGGCGGGACUUGAUGGACAAAUUCUUCGUGGUGUUCGUGCUGCUGUGGCUGAGCACAAGGACCGGACUCUUCCCUGUGUGGAUCCUCAACAACUCGCUCUUUGAGGCCCACGUGAUUCUCGAUGUGGAGCUCAUCCCCGUCUAUUACAUCUUCAACGGGAUGAUGCUCACGCUGUUCUUGAUCCACGUCGUUUGGACGUACCUCAUCCUCAGGAUUCUCGUCACGAAGCUCCUGGACCACAAAUUGGAGGACCUCCGCUCCUCCUCGGACGCCUCGGCUGACGAAGACGAGCGGGCCACCAAGAAGGGCCAGUAACCUCUGGGGUUUUAGUCAUAUUCUGCUGUUUUAUGCUUCUUUCACUCACGCUGGAACCAAAGAGAACCAAAGCAGUCACAUUCCACUGCGUAGUUGCGUAGUUAUUUGUGCCAUAUUGUUAGGUUAUCAGUCUACCAGUACCUAGGGGCUGUGAACAUAUUCUUAAUCUGGGAAAUGAUGUUCCCAACUUUGUGUGUGUGUCAUGUGAAGAGCAUUCAGCAAAUAAGCUAGUCCACAGGAAACCCCAAAGUAAUGUAAAAAGAAAGAUACAUUAGUGGUUCGGCUUCGCCAAAUGUGAGUUUUCAACUGUGGGAGAGAGCCUUAGAGCGAAUGUGCGUGGGUGAUGCCGUCUUGUGUGGUAUAUUUUUUUUUCGUGUUGGAAGGCUGUCAAAAUUAUACCCCCAUUCCACACGUCCGUUUAGCUCCCGUGCCCGUUUCGAUCAAGGGACGGGGGGGGGAGGGUCGGGAGGGGUCCCUAACGGAGUCUGAAUGGAACGCCAGUGGACGUUAAUGGAACUCCUUUGAACGGCAGGAACGAUUGGGACGUCUGAGUUCGGGCUGCAUGUUCAAAAUUUUAGCCAUUCCUCUCCCGUUCAAAGUGAAUGGUAAUGAAUCCUUAACACAUUGGGAAACGAAUUGACGGAUCGUUAACGGAACGUAAGCAACGAUAACGCAACGCUAACGGAUUGGUAGUGAACGGCUGCCAAAAUUCAUCCCGCCCUCAUACCGUUCCCAACCCUUCUCAUACCGAUCCUGCAAUGUCCUGAGCCGUUCCAAUGUCGAACGUCCAGGUAGCAUUCUGGUACCUUUGUAAUAGCGUCCUGACACUGUCCCAACCUGUACCAAUACCGUCCAAACCGUUCCAUUACCUUUCCCUGAACGUUCCGACCAUUGUUAUAAAAGCUCCAUUACCACUCAGUUCACAUUGCCUUUCAUUUUUUUGUUUUUGUUUUUGUUUUUUUAUCAAGCGCAAUAAUCUUAAAAAAAAAAGCCGUUCAAGAUUGGCAGGAACGCUUGAGAACGGGAGGUAGAAGGGAUGUGUGGAACGGGGGUAUUACCCUCCCCAUGCAUUUUUUCCCCCUCCUCUUUUAGCUUUCCGGUCAUGAGCAUUCCGUGCAUGAUCCGCCGCGGGUACUGUUGUGAGCCAUGAUUCUCCCGUGACUGGGGGCGGGGCCAGAUAUCUCCAAUCAUCGGAUGGCUUGUUAAUGAUAGGAUUGCUAGUGUGGAGAUGGGACUUUCGUUGUCACUUCUCUCCUUGUGUACUUUUACUUCUUUAUCAUCCUUGUUUUUCAUUCACUAUGGGAUGAUCAGUUAGUGAAAAAAAGGUAGCGAACAUGGUGGCAUGUUACUAUGGAACGAGAUAUGUUCUUGUGAGUUUUAACCAAUCUCCAGACCUUAGACCUUAUCUCUCUUAGCACCCUUCCCCCUCCCCCCCCAUCACUUGGUUGUCCUACACUUUUUUCGGUCACGGAGACCAUACACUAAACCAUUGCUAUUAGUAUUCUUCAAAUUAUCUUAGAAUACACUGCCAUCAUUGUAAGGGAAAGUGGAAGCACGUGAUAGAUGAUCCCACCUAAUAGUCGUUAAGGAUAGACCUCCUAUUUAGGCCUAUAAUUACGUUAAGUAGUGUAUUUGGUAGGUACACUAAAUACCGACAAUGAUCUUUGAUGCUUGAACGCCUGGAAAGGGUAAAUGAUCAGCCACUCGUCCAGUCAAUCAAUCAUUUAAUCAGACAUCAAUCAAACAAUCAGUCAGUCACUAGGGUCGGUCAGUCAGUCACUAGGGUCGGUCGGUCAGUAAGUCAGUCAGUCAGUCAACUGAAAAAUGGCUCACCACUGUAUGGCGGAGGCUAAAUCUUCCAGUCAUUAGAUUUUGUUUCCAGUCCGAAUGCAGAGGGAAAAUAGCACAAACUCAUAGCGUAUGUUAGAGUAAAUUUAUAUUGACUUUGGUUGGUAGUUACGCAUUGUGCAUUGUUAUGCCAUGUUAACAAAUUUAUAGAUUUUUUAUUAAUAAAGGAAGCUCUUUGUCUC
Messenger RNA from Penaeus vannamei (Pacific white shrimp), 3144 nucleotides. RefSeq names its product ceramide synthase 6. Gene Ontology annotation, biological process: ceramide biosynthetic process. Gene Ontology annotation, molecular function: sphingosine N-acyltransferase activity. Gene Ontology annotation, cellular component: membrane. The record is from RefSeq and is a predicted model, not a curated record. Lineage: Eukaryota; Metazoa; Arthropoda; Malacostraca; Decapoda; Penaeidae.